AUGGUCUUUGCGCUUUCAGAAUUUGGCGAGCAUAAGGGGCACAAACACACCCAUGGCGGCGCUGUCGCCGUUCCUUUCAUGGGAUUAGAGGAAUCGCACGAUGGUGCCGCUCAUUAUGUGAGGUUGGAAGAAGGACACGAUGGAGCGGUGGCGUUAACAAAAAGAGUGGUGAGGGCCUUUGUUUGGCUAGCGGCGGUGGCGGCGGUAAUUUUUGCGGGAUCCAUGCUGCUGUUUCAGAUUGCGUCAAGAGAGUUGAUAAAGAAAAACCGCGCGCUCAGUAUUUCUUCGGUGGUAGGGAACUAUUGGCUCAACUACGAGCGCGUGUACCCCGUCCGGGACGAAGAAACCGAGAGAAACGGAGAAGAAGCUGCGUGGCCUUACGCGUUAUAUCGUCUAUUCUGUACUUGUGAAAGAAAUUUGGCUUCUGCAGGAAAAAAAGCGCCUGCGAUCACAUCGAGUAAGUUGCUUGUGUUUUUUAUACACGGAAAUUUGGGGGCAUACGAUGAGGCCUCUCAACUGGGGUGUGUUGUGUCUCGAUUGAUCAGCGUAACGAGUGAAGUGUAUACCUUUGACUUCCUGCAGCAAGCGAACAUUCACCGUGGUAAGCUCCUUCAGCAACAGGCGGCUUUUGUCGCACACACCUUGGGAUUAAGGCGAUGGGGAAGUGAGUCCAAAAAUAUUACGAGUGCCAUGGAGUUCCAGGGGGAGGAAAUGGCGAAAUCCACGGAUCAUCUUGAAAAACAAGACGGUGGGACUGGCGUGUGGAUUGUUGGUCACUCAAUGGGUGGCGUGGUUGCGCGUCUGGCAGUGGAGAUGAUGCGGAAUUCUGGGACCUCUAUUUUUUUGGAAGGCGUCAUCACACUCAAUACACCACAUCGUUAUCCUCCCAUCUUUAUGGAUGCUGCCAUGUUUAGGAUCUACACUAAUCUGUGGCAGCCGUCUGAUCGGGACUUGGCUUUAAAGAAGUCGUGGCAUCGAGCACCACAUUUCUACUCUCUCACCUCAGGUUCAUUGGACCUUCAGGUGGAGCAGUGGUUGACAAAUCUUGCUGGACUAGAUGAGAACCGGUUCCCACAUACAAUGUUCCGUACAGAGGAUCCAACUGUUUGUGGAAAGUCGUUAUCACAUACGGAUAUUGUGCGAGACUAUUGUGUUCUCGAAUUUGUUGCGAAUAUCAUUGCGAAAAAGAUUACUGGAUUAAGGCACACACCAAUUCACGCCCGCAAUCCACUGGCCAGCUUUUCUGGUGGCGUCACUGCGCCCUUGUGGUGGGCAAAUAAGAGUGUAACGAGCCACACACUCCCUGUUGCCGCAUUAUCUUUUUACACCGCAUUGGUGCUCUCCGCCAUCUACCCAACUGUUUUUCCUCCAAUGGCCAAACAACGUUUUAUAUCUAAUCACCGUAUUUCGUGUUUUUGCUGGGGGCAUCAAGUGGCACUGCCGCGAGGGAUACCAACGAUGGGCGGCGCGGUGAUUGGUUCUCUUUUCAUAGGUAUUUGUAGCCGGAUUUUUUUUGUGCAGAUUCGCUGCUUUUUUUUGCCCUGUUCCUCCAUAUGCGGUCUGCCGUGGGUCGCCGACGAUAUUGCAUGCAUUUCUGAAGCAAGAUGCAGCCAUUUGCCGUCGUCUUUUGUUGCUUGGCUUGGUCCAGCACUCCUCGGGUCAUGGGUAGGAUUAUUGGUUUAUUAUCUGAUUUGCGGUUUGUUGCGGUUGAGUUUACUUAUUUGGACGGUGCUGGGGUCAUGCCAUCUUUAUAAAAUCCACUUAUUACGUCAUAUUCGGCCAGGAGUAAAUAUGUGGUACUGCUUUUUCAUGCUGGUAUACCCCGUUACCGCGGCGACUAGUACUGUAUUUUUAGAGUUGUAUCAACGUACGAUUGUGUGGCUUGCUUUUAUAUUAUUGAUGAUGCCAUUACGUGUUCUUGUGGAGAAUGCUGCAGCCAACACACCCCAGCCUACCGCGAGUGCCGAUGCCUCUGCCCCUGUGGCCGUCUAUGCCUUGUUGCAUGCCCUCAACGUUCAGCCCACUUUUGCGUGGAAAAAUAAGAAGUUAUCUGGCACGGCCGACAGCAACAAUAUAUUGGAUGAAUGCAUCCGUGUGUCGGAGGUUUUCCUUCAUGUAUUGUUGUUCACACACUUUUUGUGGCCCAUUUUUCGCUCGUUUGUUCUUCAAAAAAGUGGACAUUUGCCUCUUUUAAAAUUAUCUUCUUCGCGUGGGUCAUUUUUAUGCAUGGCAACCUCAGUUGUUUUUAUCCUCAUUUACAUGUCGCUUUUUGCCAUGAACGGACUCCCCGUGGAGGUGUUCCGCGUUGUGUGGACGCUUCUUUGGGGGUUUCCCGCCUUCCUGUUUGUCAGCACAGUGGGCUUGGACGGAGUGCUCGUUGAGCGCUUUGCCCCGACGUCCCUUAGGGUUAUUUGA
Molecule: messenger RNA, 2415 nt
Organism: Trypanosoma cruzi
Lineage: Eukaryota; Euglenozoa; Kinetoplastea; Trypanosomatida; Trypanosomatidae
Exons: 1
Coding region: 1-2415 (804 amino acids)
Biological process (GO): GPI anchor metabolic process; endoplasmic reticulum to Golgi vesicle-mediated transport
Cellular component (GO): endoplasmic reticulum
Molecular function (GO): phosphatidylinositol deacylase activity
Source: RefSeq, a predicted model, not a curated record